Plectropomus leopardus (leopard coralgrouper) is the source of this 604-nucleotide messenger RNA. Lineage: Eukaryota; Metazoa; Chordata; Actinopteri; Perciformes; Serranidae. The record is from RefSeq and is a predicted model, not a curated record.
UAUGCAGCGAUGUUGAUACUUAAAGUUAUUUGAGGACAAGGACGUUUUGGACUGUUAGUAGCAAAGUUGCAUUAGCUUUUGUCUGUCCACAGUUUGUCUCUGUGGCUGCGGGAUUAUCGGGCGGUGCAGCGGGGACAGGAAGAGGAAGAGAUCGGCGGGGAUAAUGUUAACUGCUUUGGUUUGUGGAGCUGUGGUGUUUCCGGGACUUUUCUGCAGCUUCAGGAAAAUACUGAAAUACUCGUUCACACAGUGGAGUGAAGCAGACGUGGUUUCUGUCAGUGAGAGGCUGGUGUCUGCCAUCCACGCAUCUUUGGCCACUGCAGCUGGAGUCACGGUUGUGACGUCAUGCAGGGAUGUCAUGACCGACAGUCACUGGCUGGUCAAUGGCUUUAUUCUGUUCGGAGCUCCCUACAUGGCCUAUGACAUCUACGCCAUGUAUUUAAGUCACUACCACACUCAGAGGGUCAGAGGUCACUCCAGUUCAUACAGCGGCCACUCUCUGCAGACAGUGAGGGCUUUUCUAUACAGGGACUGCAUGCUGGUCCUCCAUCACCUGACGCUGCUUCUCAUUUUCCUGCCUAUCGCUCUGUUCUUCAGAAGAGGA